GACCCGGAAGCGGAGGCGGAGAUUGUAUAUCUUAAGCUGCUAGAUGUGAAAUUAUUCUGGUUCUUUCAUUUAAGAUAACACCUUACAAGACAGAAGGAACCCAAAGAGACUAUGUUCAGCUUCUUCCGGAAAAGUCAAGAUUCAAAGAAGGUUACAGCUCCAGAGAGAGAAGCAGAUGGAUUUGUUAUUGUGGGUGACACAGCUGAUGAUCAACGUAGAAAUUCAAAGGAUAAAACUUCAUUUCCGGAGACCAGACCGACGUACGGUCAACCUUCACAGAUAAAUACGGGGCACCGGUCACAGUUGACUGUAUCAAGCACAGAGAUGGGAAAUCAAAGGAGUCAGACUUUGGAAAGCAGCCCUUUCAUGUCAGACCUCCUGAGCGACGUCCCCUUUGCCCUCGCACCACAUGUGUUAGCAGUGCAGGGCACCCGCAGUGACGUUCCUGACCGACUGCUCACCUACGACAUCAAUGAUAAUUUAUCAAGAUUUUGGUAUGACUUUACACUUGAAAAUUCAGUGCUUUGUAAUCCAUAAUGUUCUCUUUGUUUUUUCUGCCUCCGUCAAGAAACAAGUCUUAAAGUAGGUAAGACUUUAAGACGAGUCUUAAAGAAGAUAAAGACUUACUUUAAUUGACUUAAUAUUUUGGGGGCCUGCCGCUGGUAUAUCAAAUGGAUUAUUAUUCACAACUGUGAUAUAUUUCUUAGCUUUAAGUGAACGAUAACUUAGUACGUUAAAUAUUCCAUUUAUUUCCAAAGAAAUCAAGCAAAAGUGUUUCAGCCUCAGUAGGAGACUGGCUGAUGGUAUCCCCUUCCAGUAGGUAGGCUGCAGACACGAACAUUUCAUGACUUUAAGAGGAAGUCUAUGUCUCAACUGUUUGUUAUUUCAAUUAGUUACAAAACACAUAGAUCCUGUUACACAUAUUAACAUCACCUCUUGAUUUUGUACAGAUAGAAACCAAUAUUAAUGCUAAAGAAUGCUGCUCUGCCCUACUGGACAGAGAGCGUUUCAGUGAAACCAAGUUUUAAAACUCCGAGUUAGUUACAAGCCCUUAAGUAAUCAUUAAGACUUAAUAGAAUUGGUUAAACUUACCAAUUUCAAAGUGAAAAUCAGUUGUUUCCUUCCCUUUUCCAGUAGAUGGUAUUUUGUCUGUCUCAUUUUGUGCCUGCCUGGAGAAGUUAUCCCCGCCUGCCUGUUGGCUGCUGUUUGUUCUCAUUACCACAUGUGUUCCUGAUUUAUAUACAGAUCAGCUUUUCCAUUUUAACCUCUUUGCCCCCUGAAGAAGGAAAUCUCAGGACACGUACUUUUAA
Prinia subflava (tawny-flanked prinia) is the source of this 1310-nucleotide messenger RNA. It is a transcript of the gene UMAD1, whose product is annotated as UBAP1-MVB12-associated (UMA) domain containing 1. The coding region runs from base 112 to 537 and encodes 141 amino acids. The record is from RefSeq and is a predicted model, not a curated record. The transcript has 5 exons. Lineage: Eukaryota; Metazoa; Chordata; Aves; Passeriformes; Cisticolidae.